AUGCCGCUCUUCCUCGGGCUGGACGCCUCCACCCAGUCCCUCAAGGCCUCCCUCCUCUCCGCCCGCCUCGACAUCCUCGCCGAGUGCGCAGUCCACUUCGACUCCGACCUCCCCGCCUACAACACCAAGGGCGGUGUCCGCUUCGGCCACAAUGGCGAGGUCAACUCCCCCGUCAUGAUGUAUGUCGACGCUAUCGACUUGCUUUUCGAGCGUAUCAAGCGCAAGGGAUGGGACGUCGCCGAUAUCAAAGGCGUCGCUGCCGCCGGCCAACAACACGCCUCCGUCUACUGGAACCGCUCCUCAACCCACAUCCUCUCCUCCGUCGACCCCUCCAACAGCCUCACCUCCCAGCUCCGCGACGCCUUCUCCCGCAUGGUCGUCCCCAACUGGCAAGACUCUUCCACCACCGCCGAGUGCCAAUCGCUCGAAGACGCCGUGGGCGGCCCGCAGGCUUUGGCAGAGAUUACGGGCUCGAGGGCGCAUCAGCGCUUUACGGGUCCGCAGAUUAUGCGGUUCAAAAAGAUCGACCCCGAGGCGUAUGGACGCACGGCCCGGAUCAGUCUUGUUUCUAGCGCUAUCACCACCCUCCUCUGCCUCGACGGGGAGAUCAAAGGGAUCGACGAGUCGGACGCGUGUGGUAUGAACCUCUGGGCUAUGAACCGCAAAGAACGAGGAUGGAGUGAAGAGCUUUUGGAAGUCAUCGGCGGUGGAGCCGAGGGGGCAGACGAACUCGCGAGAAAGUUGGGCACGGUAGAGACGGACGGAGGACGCAUCGUGGGGCAGAUAGGCAAAUGGUUUGUCGAACGAUACGGAUUCAGCCCAGACUGUGCCGUCUUUCCUGGUACGGGCGAUAACCCCGCCACAUUCCUCAGCUUGACUUUGCGAGAGAGUGAAGGACUUAUAUCACUGGGCACGUCCGACGUGGUGUUGAUCUCGACCAACACAUACCACCCCGACGCCGAACACCAUGCCUUCUACCACCCCGCGCAGAUCGCCCCGCCGAGUGAGCAAGAGACUGAGAAGAGGAGCGGCAGCGAGCCCUUGAGGUAUUUCAACAUGGUCGUCUACAAAAACGGCUCAUUGACCCGCGAACACGUACGCGACGUCUACUUUGACAAAUCCUGGGACAAAUUCAACGCUGCCAUCGAACAACUCCGUCCAAAACAGGUUACAGACCUGCCAGCGUCUGCUGCUUUUUGGUGGCUCCUUCCUGACAUUGUCCCCCAAGGCGCCCACGGUACAUACAAAUACACAACCUCCCCCAAAGCCGGCCACCUCUUCGAACUGCCUUCCGCCGUGCGCGUCCAACACUUUCCCGACGUCCGCCAAGAAGCCCUCGCCCUCCUCUCCACCCAGCUCCUCUCCUACCGCUCCCGCUCAUCCACCAUCCUCUCGGACGGCGGGGGCCCUUUCGUAGCGUCGACCCCCGCGCUCGAGAGCCCGGCCCCGAGGGUGGGGCGGAUGUAUGCGACGGGGGGGGCGAGUAAGAAUAAGACGAUUCUGUCGCUUUUGGCGGAUGUGCUGAGUACAAAGGUGUGCCGCAAUGUAGAGUACUUGGACGGCGAAUGGUCGGAUGCGGAGUGGAACUCGUGCUCCGUCGGCGUCGCAUUCAAAGCCCGCUGGGGCUGGGCCCGCGCCAACGCUCAGACCGAAGCGGGCAAAUGGAUCUCCUUUGACCAGGUCAUACAAGAGUGCCGGGCAGAGAGGCGCAAGUUGAGGGGAGGCGAGGGGGAAGAGAAGGAUUUGGAGGAGGAGGGGAUUAGGGUGGUGGCGCAGCCUGGGGAGGGGGCGAGGGCGUUUGAGAGGAGGAUUGAGUGGUGGAAGGGGUUGGAGCAGAAGGCUUUGGAGGAUCAGGCGGCGGGCGAACUGUAG
Cryptococcus wingfieldii CBS 7118 is the source of this 1872-nucleotide messenger RNA. RefSeq names its product xylulokinase. Lineage: Eukaryota; Fungi; Basidiomycota; Tremellomycetes; Tremellales; Cryptococcaceae. Gene Ontology annotation, biological process: xylulose metabolic process. The record is from RefSeq and is a predicted model, not a curated record. The transcript has 5 exons. Gene Ontology annotation, molecular function: D-xylulokinase activity. The coding region runs from base 1 to 1872 and encodes 623 amino acids. Gene Ontology annotation, cellular component: cytosol.